Exophiala bonariae is the source of this 2565-nucleotide messenger RNA. RefSeq lists its product as uncharacterized. Lineage: Eukaryota; Fungi; Ascomycota; Eurotiomycetes; Chaetothyriales; Herpotrichiellaceae. The transcript is spliced from 4 exons. Gene Ontology annotation, biological process: DNA-templated transcription. The record is from RefSeq and is a predicted model, not a curated record. The coding region runs from base 1 to 2565 and encodes 854 amino acids. Gene Ontology annotation, molecular function: DNA binding; zinc ion binding.
AUGGAUCACCAUCGUGGAAGUAUCGAUGCCAUGGGCUAUGAUAUAAAUCAGUUCGUAUCGCAGCAACCUCCUCAGAUAUUCGGCGCCUAUCAUCCCGACGGAAGCCCUAUACCUGCGACCCUACCCCCCGGGAAUUACUUUGGCGAUCUCAAUGAUGGUCUCGACGAUAAUGAUCCCAAGCGCAGGAGAAUUGCCCGGGUUGAGAAGAAACGAAAUCCUCCCAAAGGAGCAAAAUAUAUCGAAGGUCUAGAGAAUCGACUUGGUCGCAUGGAAUCUCUGCUGCGCAUGUCCGGUCUGUUGACAGAAGAAGAAGCCGGCAGGACAGAUCUUGGAACGUUGGAGAAACGACUGGCCGAGAAGGCCUCUGCCGCAUCCAAAGAAACUCCCGUCAACGGGACACACUCUCCCGCCGGCGUCAAGAGUAGCACAGCCUCCAUGGCCGAGGGAUCUCCAAGACCCGGCUCACAACCAGAUUCAAACAAUACACCCCGUGACACCGUGGGUUCCCCGAGCACCGAAGGUGAAAAGACUGCUCAAGAAGUGGAAAAUUUGUCAGAGGCCAUGUGUUCACUGGUCACGAACAAUGUUGGCGAGACAAGAUACAUUGGCUCAUCCUCGGCUUUUUCAAUAUUCUCAUCAAAAGGUAUCGAGUGGGUCAAUGAAAAGACUGGAGAUUCGUCUUUCCAGGAAACGAUCCAGAACGCUGUCAACGAAGAAGACAACAAGUGGCAAUAUUGGAAACCCGAGGUGUUCGGAGACAUCUUUGUUCGCCGUGUCUUCAAACCGCUCCCACCAAAAGAAGAAGCCUUGUCAUUGUUCAAGGACUUUUUUGAGAACUUCAACUGCAUGUUUCCUUUGUUCCACGAACCCACUUUCAUGCACCUCGUCGACAAACAAUACUCCAAAGACCCUUACGAAGGCAGUGGAUGGUGGGCCAGCAUCAAUGUUGCGUUGGCGAUAGCUUACCGAAUCCGGGUCAUGAGUAAUGUGGUCCCACAAGAAGAUGACCAGAAAGCUUGGCUGUACCUGAAGAAUGCCAUGGGAGUCAUUACUGAAUUGACGAUGCGAAACACUGAUCUUCUCAGUGUACAAGCCCUCCUCGGGAUGGCGUUGUUCCUUCAAGGUACACCUAAUCCCCAGCCCUCGUUUUUCCUCAUAUCAGCCGCCAUUCGAUGCUCACAUACCAUCGGUCUACAUAAACGCGGUUCCGCAUUCAACUUGAACCCGAUCGAGGCUGAGCAGCGCAAACGAGUCUUCUGGAUAGCAUACUUACUCGAUAAGGAUACUUGUCUCCGUGCCGGUCGACCGCCUGCGCAAGAUGAUGACGACAUGAACGUUGAGCUUCCUUCUGAAGAUCCUCCGGAUAAUAUUGGCAAUGUUCCAUUAGCAGAUGGCAAGGGCAAAAUCAAUUUGUUCCGUCUCAUGUGUGAGUUUGCAAUCAUAUCAUCGAAGGUGUACCGUCAGCUGUACUCCGUCAGAGCUUCGAAGCAGAGUGAUGGCGAACUCCUGAAUACCAUAGGAGAACUGGACAAAGAAUUGGAAGCAUGGAAGGACAGUAUCCCACUCGACUUCCGACCGGAGCACGAAAUCAAAACUGCUCACGCACCUCUCAUCCUCCACAUCGUUGUCCUCCACUUCUCCUAUUAUAAUUGCUUAACAACAAUCCAUCGAAUGUCGGUCCAUCAUGGCUACUGGACCAGCCGACUGUCAGAGUAUGCCAUACAGGGGCUCAACGCUCGACCACUCAAUCCAAGAGUGUUUUCAUCUGCUGCACUCUGUGUUUCAGCUGCUCGAGCUUCUAUUCAUCUGAUCAAAUAUAUUCCACAAGGAGACUUUGCUUGUGUCUGGCUUGUCUUGUACUUCCCAGUCUCUGCACUGGUUACAUUGUUUGCCAAUAUCUUGCAAAACCCGCAGGAUACUCGCGCCCGGGCCGAUAUCAAGCUCAUGGAUCUUGUGGUCAGCUUCCUAACGAACGUCUCUCAUGAUGAGGAUACUGGUUCACUCAACCGCAUGCUGACAGUAUGUGGAGAAUUUGCUCGUAUCGCCCGAGUGGUUAUCGACAAAGCGGAGAAGGAGGGCUCCAAGCGAAAGCGCAGGUUAGUACCUGAAGAAGUUCUCCGAGUAAAUCAGUCAGCCAUGUCUCAAAUACAAUCACAACUCAAUGGGCGUGCGGCUGGUUCACGAAGGUCAAGCGCGAAUGGAGGGUCACCGCGUACCGCUUCCACUCUGCCAUCGACUGCCAUACCUAACACACCGAUGAACAACAUUCAUAUGAAUGGUAUGAAUCCUGGUGUCACUUUCUCCAAUUUGGCACCUUUCGACAGCGACUAUCUUGAUAUGAUGACCAAUAAUGGUCUCAGUCCUGACAUGCAGAAUCAAACCUUGCCAAGUUCUACCAUGUCACCAAUUAAUUUGGGCUCUUUUCAACAACCUUUCGUCCCUCAAGAUCUAUGGCAGAUGCCCAUGACUUUUGAAUGGGAUUGGGCAGCGGAGUUUGGUCAACAGGGCUUUAAUGAUUUUAUCUUGAACGAUGGUCUGAACGAAGGAAUGAUGCCGAACCAAUGA